Molecule: messenger RNA, 1046 nt
Organism: Acanthocheilonema viteae
Lineage: Eukaryota; Metazoa; Nematoda; Chromadorea; Rhabditida; Onchocercidae
Source: the annotation of a GenBank genome assembly
UUCAUUAUACUACUGUCGAUCAAUUGAGCGACCAUUUACAUUGGAAUACAUUCACUGGAGUAGAACAGCUACCAUCACGUUCCAAUAGAUUUGCAUAUUUUUCCUUGCGAUAUAACAUGGAUGACAAGUAUGUUAUAGCCGGUGGAUCGGAUGGUUUUGUAUACUUGUUUUCUCCUGCGCUACCUCAUUUCCAAACGUUCCCAGCGCAUAAGGAUGAUGUCAAUGCAAUUUGCUGCAGUAAAGCUAAUCCGCAUAUUUUCUGUAGCGGAAGUGACGACGGACUUUGUAAGGUAUGGGAUAUCCGUUUGGUUGGAAGUACCAGGAUUCCUGUUGGUGUAUUCGCAGGACAUCGUGAUGGUAUCACUUACAUUGAUAGUCACGGUAAUGAUAGAUAUAUCUUGACAAACUCCAAAGAUCAAUCAAUUAAGAUUUGGGAUUUACGAAGAUUUUCUUCAAGUAAUGCCGAGAAGGUUACACUUAAUGCAGUGCGAAAACAGAGAUGGGAUUAUAGAUAUCAGCAAAUACCGCCAAUUUUCCAAUCAGUGGGACCUUUGCAAGAUGAUGGAUCAUUGUUGACUUUUCGAGGGCAUUCAGUGCAGCACACUCUCAUUCGAGCCAAGUUUUCACCGGAACGAACUGGUUUUCGUUAUAUAUAUACCGGUAGCACAGAAGGAAAUUUGCACAUUUAUGAUAUUUUGACGGGGGAAAUUGUGCGAACGCUGGAUGGACAUAGAAGCGUAGUACGUGAUUGCUGUUGGCAUCCUGAUGAAAACGAAAUUAUUACUGUUUCAUGGGAUGGAGUAACAGCCAGAUGGUAUUACAAUUCGCAGUAUGAUGGUGAUCAGGAAGAAGAAUUGGACCGGGUAAGUGAUUCAAAUUCAUUUCCAGAUGAUGAUGAUUAUGAUGACGAUGACGAUGACGAUGAUGAUGAUGAUGAUGAUGAUGACGGAUAUAAUGUUGGUCAUUGGAGGAGUAGCAAGCAUCAACCUAUGAAGAGGCAUCGGAAAAGAAAUAAUAAUUCUUUUCCUUUUGUUCGAUGUCACUGA